AUGAACAACAUUGUUGUGAAGAGGUCAAAUCAACACAAGCUUUUGGAGGAGCGCAGGAGUGAGGGGGAGAGAGACGUUGUGGACUGUCUGGUAACAGAUAGACAGCAUACAGACUUACAACCAUGCCAAGAGGCAAUAGAAGACAACCCUGUUGUUAAACAUAGGAGGUAUGGGUGAGCACAUUUUCUUUUUUUUUGUCAUAUACAGUACAACUUACUAAGGGCAAAAGAAAAAAAAACCUGUAGCUAGCUUUCCAUUCAAUUAUGCACAUUUUCCCACCAGUGGUGUGUUUCCACUAAACUCAAUGUGUGAUGACGUAGUGAACACAAAAUGUACUUUUCCGCUUACGUUUCAUGUACCGAAUAAAAAUUGAAUGUUCAACGUAUUUCCCACGCAUUUUCAAAUUGAAUGAUAGUUUGUCACAAAAACUGUUGAGAGAAAUAACAAAAGGCCAAGACUCUAGCCAACAGCUCGCAGAUACAGAUACUGAUGAGAUUAAUAUGGAUAAGAGAGAGAAUAUUUGUAUUUGUCAAGGCAGUCAAGCAUCGAUCAUCAUGUCAGCAGAAGAAGACCCUCAAUAUUUAUUGGAAAGGAGCAUCAAGCUCCAACACUCUGUGAAGUUCCUCAUAACUUAUUUAAUCUGUAGCCUAAUAAACUGCACGGUUAACCGAGUCGUAGUGGAACACACAGCAUAUCAUCGAGUGACUCCAAGUUUACUUCGAUAUGAUGGUUAUUAUAUCAAUAUUUGCGCUUCCACUUUUUUUUUUAUACGGUAUGACUUUACUCUCAUAAAAACUGUGGAUGGAAACGUGGUAAUUGAUCAGAUGUAUUUUUACACACAGCUUAAAUAUCUUCAGUGCAGCCCCAUAUUUGCAUUUACAAAAAAAUGUUCACACAUAAAACACUAUAUUUUAUUAAAUAUAUUGAACAUUGUCUGUAAUGCUGCAAAAAAUGUUGUCAUAUGGAACAUCAAUUGUAAGUGUUGUGUAAGAUAGACAUUACUUGAUGACAGAUAAGAUCAUGAUCAAAAAGCAUGUUCGAAUUAAUUGGGAGAACCAGGUUAUAUCUGCAUAUUUAAGGAACCUGAUCCAUACAUCCCCAUCACUGAGAACAAACUUUAGGUUGCUUACACAGCCCAACAGUGGCACCUACGGAUUGACACCAAAAAUAACUUUACAUUUUAGUCAUUUAGCAGACGGUUUUAUCCAGAGCGACUUACAGUUAGUGCAUUCAUCUUAAGAUAGCUAAGAGACAACCACAUUUCACAGUCGGAAAUGUAUCUUCAAAGACGUUAUCAGCAAAGUUAGUGCUAGUGGGAAAAGACAAAAAAUGCUCGGGCUGAUUUUUGGUCCUAGUCCGUUCCUGAACUAUCAGGUAUACCAACCCUAUCAUUGUAAUAAACUAUGAAAUGAUAACAAAUCCUCUUCCAGCAUAGUUACAGUGCCUUGCAAAAGUAUUCAUCCCCCUUGGCGUUUUUCCUAUUUUGUUCCAUUACAACCUGUAAUUUAAAUUGAUUUUUAUUUGGAUUUCAUGUAAUGGACAUACACAAAAUAGUCCAAAUUGGUGAAGUGAAAUGGAAAAAAUAACUUGUUUCAAAAAAUUAUACAAAAUAAAUAACGGAAAAGUGGUCUGUGCAUAUUUAUUCACCCCCUUUGCUAUGAAGCCGCUAAAUAAGAUCUGGUGCAACCAAUUACCCCAUAAUCUGCAACACCACUAAGCAAGGGGCACCACCAAGCAAGCGGCACCAUGAAGACCAAGGAGCUCUCCAAACAGAUCAGGGACAAAGUUGUGGAGAAGUACAGAUCAGGGUUGGGUCAUAAAACAAUAUCUGAAACUUCCAACGGAGCACCAUUAAAUCCAUUAUAAAAAAAAUGGAAAGAAUAUGGCACCACAACAAACCUGCCAAGAGAGGGCCGCCCACCAAAACACACGGACCAGGCAAGGGGGGCAUUAAUCAGAGAGGCAACAAAGAGACCAAAGAUAACCCUGAAGGAGCUGCAAAGCUCCACAGCAGAAAUUGGAGUAUCUGUCCAUAGGACCACUUUAAGCCGUACACUCUACAGAGCUGGGCUUUACGGAAGAGUGGCCAGAAAAAAACCAUUAAAGAAAAAAGAAAAGAAAAAAAUAAGCAAACACAUUUGGUGUUUGCCAAAAGGCAUGUGGAAGACUCCCCAAACAUAUGGAAGAAGGUACUCUGGUCAGAUGAGACUAGAAUUGAGCUUUUUGGCCAUCAAGGAAAACGCUAUGUCUGGCGCAAACCCAACACCUCUCAUCACCCCGAGAACACCAUGCCCAUAGUGAAGCAUGGUGGUGGCAGCAUCAUGCUGUAGGGAUGUUUUUCAUCGGCAGGGACUGGGAAACUGGUCAGAAUUGAAGGAAUGAUGGAUGGCGCUAAAUAAAGGGAAAUUCAUGAGGGAAACCUGUUUCAGUCUUCCAGAGAUUUGAUACUCGGACGGAGGUUCACCUUCCAGCAGGACAAUGACCCUAAGCGUACUGCUAAAGCAACACUCUAGUGGUUUAAGGGGAAACAUUUAAAUGUCUUGGAAUGGCCUAGUCAAAGCCCAGACCUCAAUCCAAUUGAGAAUCUGUGGUAUGACUUAAAGAUUGCUGUACACCAGCGGAACCCAUCCAACUUGAAGGAGCUGGAGCAGUUUUGCCUUGAAGAAUGGGCAGAAAUCCCAGUGGCUAGAUGUGCCAAGCUUAUAGAGACAUACCCCAAGGGACUUGCAGCUGUAAUUGCUGCAAAAGGUGGCUCUACAAAGUAUUGACUUUGGGGGGGUGAAUAGUUAUGCACGCUCAAGAUUUCAGUUUUUUUUUGUCUUAUUUCUUGUUUAUUUCACAAGAAAAAAUAUUUUGCAUCUUCAAAGUGGUAAGUAAGGCAACAAAAUAGGAAAAAUGCCAUAUCAUAUAUCACCUCACACACAGGUCUUGUCUGGGUGGGGUCAAAGUUUGCCACAAGCGCCAGGUGCUUCAGGACAUGGCGAGGCCGCUUAAGCAGUGGCUGUACAAACACAAGGACAACCCCUACCCCACCAAGACAGAGAAGGUCCUGCUCGCCCUGGGGUCCCGCAUGACUUUAGUACAGGUGAGCUGAGGCAAACCACACACCCCUCAAAGCAAGGUAUGGCUUGGGUCAUAUGGAUACUACCAUAGAAGUCAAAGCAGAAGCCAGGCAGAUUUUAUUUUUUUUCUGACAAGUUGAAGUUCUGAAAUACAUAAAAUGAAUGUUCCUUUUUUAUUUUCUUGAUGCUUAUGUUGCAGGUCUCAAACUGGUUUGCCAAUGCCCGGCGGAGGCUGAAGAACACAGUGAGGCAGCCAGACCUGAGUUGGGCUCUACGGAUCAAACUCUACAACAAAUACAUCCAGGGCAACGCUGAGAGACUGAGUGUAAGCAGUGAAGACACCAACUCUGAGGGUAAGAGGGACUGGCGGUACGUAUGCUAAGCAGGGUUAUAGCUGGGGAUGUAAUCUCAACAAAUAUGCAUUACACAUAGCAACACCGCAAGUUUAAAAUCAACUCUAAGUGUUCAUUUUAACACCCACCAACUGUUUAUAGUGUCCCACACAGAGUUAAUGUUACACUUUUUACAUUUCUGUAACUCUGUAAAAAGUUGAAAAUGAACACCGGCCAUUCACAAAUGUUAUGUUAUGUUAUUCAAAAUCAACUCUCUGUGUAAUAUUUUGACUAAUAGAGUUGCUAACCUUUUAACACUGUAGUUAAAACUUUCAAAUGAAUGUGUGAGAUAUUCAGCCUCUUUUGGAGACCAGUGGCAGUUGACGAGGGACCAACAUUAUGUUUUUAUUUUUUACUUUUUUGCAGAUGACGAGUGUCCCUUACAAACCCCAGCUAGCCAAUCAGAGCUCUCCAGGCCCUCCCUUAAGAGUGUCAUCAAACAGGAGAACAGGACUGAUCCUGCCUUCAGUGACGACUACGUCUCUCCACCCCCCAAGUACAAGAGCAGUUUGCUGAACCGGUACCUUAACGACACCCUACAACACGUGAUGGCGACCCCUGAUGACAUCACAAAGUCCCACCUGAGGAACCACUCAGGGUCGUUCAGCUCCAACGAGUGUGACGACGACCUCGUCUCGCCCUCUUCCUCUGAGGCAGAGACAAACUCGCUCUACCAUAUGGGUAAGAGAUUCCUUAUUCUUUGGUGACACUUUACUUGAAACUCUGACCAAAGUCUACAGAACACUGCCAUACGCAGGACAUAAGAGAUGUCAUAUGCAGACAUACUAGCUAACGUACUGUAGCUUUACAAUGACUGGCUCACUGGCAUGGCAUAAUGCUAACCAACUAGCUUACUUCAAGGGUUAACGGUAGAAUAUGUAGAGAUCGCUCCGCCAUUUCCUGGUUGAUAAAAAAUUGGAAUCGUUUUCCUAAUUUCAGUUUACGUGACAACACAAGCAGUCAUUGUGUAGAGAAUCAUUGUACCGUCUAAACCAGGGAUGGAGUUAAUUUUUAGAGUUUUAGAGUUAAUUUCGUGCAAUUAUACACAUUUUGCCAUGGGGUUUAGAGAAAAUGUUGCUGUUUUAUAGCAAGUUUGCUGCAAUUCUACACAUUUUGCUAUGGGGCGGAGAGAAGAUUGUGCAAUUUUAUAACAAAUUUCAUGCAAUUCUACCAAUUUUGCCAUGGGGCGGAGACAGCCGCGGGAAGAUGUUUUGCGUAGGAGGGUGCUGUGAUGAGUCGCCUAAGCAUGGGACAAGAUUCGGUAACAGUAUCACUGCAUUCUAAAGUAAAUGGAAAUACAUUUGCCAAAAUUAUAUAAUUACUCCUGUCUCCUGUAUACAGAAAUAAAAUCAUUCCAAAUACUUCACCAGAGAGCAUGACUUAGCCAAAAAGGAUCAUUAGCUUAUUUAAAGCUGUAUUGUUUCAAACCACAAGCGUGUAGGCCUAUGCCUAGUUGGGAAGCCCACAAUUUGGGCAGCGCGAGUGUUAAUAGGCCUGAUUAUUGAGACAAGGCUGUCAAUGAAAAGCAAUGCAUGUAAAAUAUGUGAAGAUAAUGUGUCUUCAGUAUAAUUUGAAAUGUUGAGACAAGAAGAAGGGGAGGGGGGGUGUGGCAAAUAUAUUGGCUUGUCUCUCUCCAGAAUGCUCUCAAUUCUCCUGAAUGUGCUGAUGCGUCUCUCGCCAAUUCUUGCACAUUAUUGUUUUAUUGUGUUAAUUGUUUGCCCUUUGCUUGUUUGUAACAAUUCCCCAUUACACGUCACCAGUAGUAAAUUUACCGUUAAUCCCUGUCAUUUGGUUACAUUAAUUUCUGUUAAUGCAUGGAUGAAUUAGGCCUACAGUCAUUUACUGUGAAGUUGGAGUGGAAACAUCACAACCUGCUACACUUGUGAGAAGCAAGUUUUGGUUUAUAUUUCUUACCAUCAUUUACGAGUUUUGUAAAUGUUUUCAUUUUGGGGAGGGGGGGGGGGGCGCUAAAUGUGAGCAAUGAGCACGUGCCUGUUUUUUCUGUCCUCUUAAUGUUGAUGGAGCGCAUGAGCACGCAUAGGCUAACUGGAUGUCUGAUUUCUGAUUGUCUUAACUCACCACCACUAAUAAGCUGAGCUUCUCAGUCAUUUAGCCUACCUGAACACAUUUCCUUUUGCGCAAAAACAGCUGUGUCUGUCCGGAGCUCACUGGUGCGGAAACUCGGAGGGCCCGGAAUAGGCUAGCUGAUAUACUGUUGCAAGUUAGCAAGCUUAGGGCUGGACCUUCAUAUACAGUCAUUGGGCCGGACCCAGUAAGACAGAUAUAAAUGGAGACAGACAGGCAGAGUAUAGUGAGAUAAAAUAACCUGCAUUUUCAUCAGGAUAUUUUACGUUUUUUUAUAUGUCAGGUUUAUGCAUUUUUACUAAGUUGACAAUAGAAGUUACAGGCCUACUGCUACAUUGGCCUAGGCUGUCUCUAAUUUCUUUAGCUGCCAAUGGUUCACGGUGAAUCAAUAAUCAAUGUCUAUAGCAGAGGCCAGUGCUCUCGCAUUGGUGGCAUUUUAACUUCAUUUUUAUCAUUUUAAUUCCGAUUUGUAUUAUUAACCAAGUGAAAAUGAUUUUGAGAAACAAAAAGCAUAGAAAUAGCACACAUAGAACAGAUCUACCGCUUCAUAGACUUGCUUUCAAUGAGAAUGACAGAUCUAUAACUCACAUUUCUAUGUGGAUUUGGUCGGGUCGCCCAAAAAGUUAUAUUGCAGUUUUAAGAUUUGCCGCUUUAGGUUUGCAGAACUUAUUUUCAUUCAGUUGGUCUUAUCUGUCAAUGUUGAAAGCUUUAACAGGACACAAAUAGGUUAGAGGGAGACAUGUUUGACACUUGGAUGCACUUCAGGACCUGAAGUUACGAGCACUGCCCUAAAUCAGGUUGACAACUCUAAACUCCAGAAAGGUCCUGGAGCCAAAGCAACAGCUAAUAGAAACUUGUGCUGACAUCUAAAUCCCUUGCUUAAAAAAUCCUUGAUCUUGUUUAGCCAAAGUAGGAGACUACUUCAUUGGUCCUAUGAUUUCCAUGAUCAUAUUCUAGAGUGCGUUGUUUCCUUGCCAUGGUGGAAAAUGUCAGGUCUCAGGGUCAAUUACAGAAUGUCUGAGAUUUUAUUGUUCCCAAGGUGAGACAUGAGGAUCUUUGCCAAAGUUUCUGGUACAAAUGGCAUUUCAAUGUGUAUUUUUGCUUUGACCCUGUUACUAAAGCCCCACAGACCUGCUUCUGGAAGUUCAAACAACUAUAUCCACACUCAAAGUUGCAAGUAUAGUUUCUCAAAUUGGUUCAUAAACACGACAGUAUAUAUCACAUUAAUUUCUUACCUCAUUAGCCUAGUUUUAGGGUAAGCUACCAACAGAACAUUGGUAGAACAGAACAUUACAGUCAGAUAUCAAGAAAUAUUUCAGAUUUCUAUACAGGCACACAGCAAAAAGAGCAGUGCUGAACCUUGAUGCAGCCUCAAAAGAACUCAGAACGUUAACACUUUUUUACACUGCACUAGGGAGGGGUAAAAGAGUCACUACGCCUAUCUGGGACAUGCUAAUUAGUGUUGUUUCUUGGAUGUCCAAUAUAACGACAGGUCAUCAAACACUAAAUCUGCCUGCCAAGUGAAAGUCUUCAUUUGAAGUUUGAAUUUGACGUUGAAAUAUGCUGUUAAACUAUAACAAGUGGCCUUCCCAUCAAGUCCAGGAUUUCCCUUCAAUGAGCUAGAGACUAAUAAAUCUUACUGCAUUCAUUUCUUAUAUGGAGUGAGGAAAGCCGAUCUAGACACUGCACACUUUUUUCACCUAGUUUGUUGCAAAAUUAAAACAUUCAUGCUGAGACAGAAGUUCCUCGUUUUCUGAUACCCUAGAUCGGGGCUGCCCAACCCUCUUCCUGGAGAUCUACUGUCCUGUAGGUUUUCAGUCCAACCCUAAUUUAGCGUAUCUGAUUCAGCUAGUUAAGGUCUUGUUGAGCAGCUAAUAAGUAGAAUCAGGUGUGUUAAAUUAGGGUUGGACUGAAAACCCACAGCACGGUAGAUAUCCAGGAAGAGGGUUGGGCAGCCCUGCUCUAGAUGAACAGUUAUAAUUCUUGGUAGCUUGGUUUCAAUCUGUCUCUCAAUUAGCAACUGAUUUAGAUUUUUAUAUCUGAUUUGUCUAUCUGAAGUGCCAAUCAAGCUUUGACUAACUUUUGAGGGCAAGUGAAAACUAUCCGCCACUGCAUCCCCUUGAAGUCCAGGGUUGAGCAACACUACUUUAUGAGUUCAUGACUUAAGAGGACUUCUAUGAUCAGAAUGGAAAUGUUAUUUUCAGAGUAAGCCAAGGAAUUUAAUAUUUGUUGUAGUCGAUGUCCCAGGUCAGAAUUGGUCUGAUAGACGCUAACAUGAUUUUACAGGUCUUGCACAAAACACUAUUUAGUAAAACGAAUGGAGAAUUCUUGUAAAACAUAAAUGACACAAGGCAAACACAGCACAGUCCAAUUUCCCCAUAAUGAUUUACAUGUACAUUUUGAUUUAGUGAUAGUUUUCCAGAAAAGUACUAUUUUCCUUUUUAAAACAUAAAUGUCAGAACCAACAAAAAAAGAGUAGAGACAUUCAGUAGCAACAUGUGAGAGGCGCCAAAUGAUUUAUUGUCUGCCUAUAGUUGCUCUUGGCCUGGGCCUUGUUAUAGAAAUCGGAGUCUGAGAUGUUUCAGGCAGCGAAUAUUGAAAGCGGCAUUUUGCAUGCUCGCAAUUGGCCUCUAAUUUUCCUGCUUAUAGCUCCCUGAAGAGAAAUAUCUUUUGACCCGUCUGACUUGACGCAACAAAACAGAUAGCCCUACUGCUGUGUACACAUGAAAAACAUGUCUGCAAACAUGCAAAUCAACACACUAUUUCUUACUAAUUUAUAAACUAAAACAUAACAAAUUAUGAUAACACCCAAACUGUACACAAAGUGUAUUUUGUAGAUUGAUAAACCAACAUUUGAGCAUACAUUUUCCAUAAAAAGUUUCAACCUGGCAACAACACUGUUCAAAAAGCACUUAAGAUCCAAAGAAUACAACGGGAGAUGGCCAUCAAUGAAUAUGGUGAUUCGAUCAGUUUAGCAGAACCAAAGACACCCAGAAGGUGAGACACUGCCACUAAAGAGCCAUAGAGGGAGUAUUACAGUACAUGUCGCUCAUUCACACAAUACUCCCAUGCACAUUUCUAUGAUGUAUGAUGAUCUGCAGUUCUCAGUCCAAACAUAAAGGGCGAGGGCAGAUGGUGGAUUGAAAAACAGUGAAAUAACUUUAUGGACGCAAACGAGCUCUGGAGACCUGUUCAUGACACUGCACAGAUAUCGUAUUUUUCCAUCUCAAAAGGCACAGGAGAAACAUAAUUGCAUUUGUUUUGGCCGGAGUGCUUAGGAGCAGCCAGACUGGAGUACUUCAGUGAGUUAAGGCCCUCUGGCGCAGUUAAAGUGCACAUGUGCAUGCACACACACACAUGCACACGCACCGAGAGAACACAUAUGCAAAUACUGUAACGCACACAGAAACGGAAAAACCUGAAUAGAAAACACAAUGCCAACAAACACUCACACAUAUAUAAAUGUAUGCGAAGUAUAGGUUCCAGAAAACUGCAUACUUGAUCCUUUUUUGGCCUUUCCUGUACAAUAAAUGUAAUUCUGGGGGUUUUCUGUCCAUGUUUUCAGACACGAUGGACUAUGCAUCAACUAGAUGUGACAGGUAAGAGUAUGUUUGUUUAUGGAGCCCUUCUAACUGGUGUACCUUUCUUUAUAGCGAGUAUAAGUGUUCUAGCUGCAUAAGAAUGCAGACAUAUUAUUAUUAUUAUUAUUAUUAUUAUUAUUAUAUUCCCUUAACAGUCCAGCAUAAAGAUGUAGUAUUAUUCAUAAACAUGUAAUAAUGCAACAUUUCGUUGUGGCACACCCACAUUGGGGUGAGCAAAUAAUGGCAGUCUAGACAGAUGCAUUUCUGUUAAUACAUGCUGUUGUCUGUUAGUAGGAAGUCUCCCUGUUGUGAAUGAUGAUUUCAUCUUGGGGAGUGUACAUUAAUGAUACGGUCUAGGCUCAAAAUCUCUCCUUUAUGUCGUUCGCAGUGAGGGGAAGAGUGAGAGAGGCCAGAGGAGGGAGGAGGCAGAGUGGAGAGAGAUCCACGCUGCCAUGGCGCUGACUAACUUGGCCCAGGGGCAGUGCUGCACCACAGGGACUACCACCACCAGCUGCAUCAUCCAGAAGUCCUCCCACAUCUCAGAGAUAAAGACUGUCAAAGUGGCCCUGCCAAACAAUGUCUAG
Molecule: messenger RNA, 9704 nt
Organism: Coregonus sp. 'balchen'
Lineage: Eukaryota; Metazoa; Chordata; Actinopteri; Salmoniformes; Salmonidae
Source: the annotation of a GenBank genome assembly